GCCCCUCAUAACCUAUAAUUCCUUCUAUCGCAUACUCCUCAUUAUCUACAACUCCAAACUAGUAUAAAACUAAGCCGGCUGCUUUGUCGCAACACUCCAGUUUAUACAUUGUUGCUUCGUGAUUAUUGUUAUCAGUUUUAAUUUUCGAUAUUUACAAUGCCUCUGGUAUUCUACUGGUUGGAGCCCAGCCCCCCAGUCCGCGCAGUCAACCUCAUCAUACAUGCUCUAGAUCUACCUGUUGAGUACAGAGUUGUUGAUCUUUACAAAAAAGAGCACUUAACACCUCAGUAUCUUAAGAUGAAUCCACUCCAUACCGUUCCAUUAAUAGAUGAUAAUGGUUUCUACCUAUGGGAAAGUCGAGCAAUCAUGACAUACCUGGUGUCCAAGUACGGCAAGGACGACUCUCUCUACCCGAAGGACCUCCAGAAGAGAGCCAUCGUGGACCAGAGACUUCACUACAGUAACGACGUCUUCUACGCCGUGAGGGAGCUUACGCAAGGCAUAGCCUUUUAUGAAAAACCACCUACACCUGAACUGCUAGGAAAGAUUGAAGAAGCCCAAGAGAACAUAGAAAAGCUUCUCAAAGGUCACAAAUUCAUGGCAGGUGACACGCUAACUGUUGCUGACUACGGUUUCAUCACACUUGUUGAUUUAAUGGAGGUUUACUGCCCACCAGGAAAUAAGUACCCCCUUACCAAGGAAUGGUUCAGUCGUUGCAAAUCGACCAUGAAGAAUUUCGAAAAGGCUAAUAAGAAUGGAGCCAACAUGGUGUUAAGUAAAGUUAAAAGUUUCUUAGGUAAGGCUUGAAUUUCCCAUCGCUAAGUUCAAUAUUCAACUAAAGAUCCUGCUAAUUAUAAUGUUUGAUUUAUAACCGUCUAUUAUGUAAAAUUUCAAAAUAUACGCUAUAUAUUAAGUAUAA
Messenger RNA from Homalodisca vitripennis (glassy-winged sharpshooter), 919 nucleotides. Its product is annotated as glutathione S-transferase 1-like. The transcript has 6 exons. The record is from RefSeq and is a predicted model, not a curated record. Gene Ontology annotation, molecular function: glutathione transferase activity. Gene Ontology annotation, biological process: glutathione metabolic process. Bases 157 to 807 code for a protein of 216 amino acids. Lineage: Eukaryota; Metazoa; Arthropoda; Insecta; Hemiptera; Cicadellidae.